Molecule: messenger RNA, 4129 nt
Organism: Prorocentrum cordatum
Lineage: Eukaryota; Dinophyceae; Prorocentrales; Prorocentraceae
Source: the annotation of a GenBank genome assembly
AUGCCGCCGUGGCACCAUCUCGUCGCCUUCGGGUGCGCCACCGCCGCCAUCCCCUACUACGGAGCGUCCGCGAGAUCGCAGAACAAUUCCUUUCGCGUCAAGGCUGCCGACAACAGCCGAGGCGAGUGCGUCGACGCGGCCAAGUCCAAGGCGCCGGGAUUUCAGAGGUGCGGCUGCUGCGGCCAACCAGGUCGCAAGCGGAACGGGUGUUCGUGCACGGGAGGCCAGGCCCACAAGUGUCGGCUGGAGGAGGCCGGGUACCCGUCGCUGAACUUCGCGCAGAACUACCGUCCACCUCGUCGGAAGAACGACCAGCCACAAGCAGGCCUCCCCGAGUGCAUGAUUCCCAGGUCGGCGAGCCCAGAGGUCAGUUGGCUGUGCAGGUCCGAGGUGAUCUACAUGAGGUGGAGGCGGAUGCUGUCCAAGGUCCUGGAGAGACUGGCGAACGACCCGCCCUCGGAAUCCUUCGAGAUGCUGGACGACUCACCCGAGAAGGAGAUGGACCUGGACAUCAUGCAGAAGGCUAUCGACCAGUACGAUCUGGACUACACGAAGGAGAUCGGCGACGACGUCAAUUUCCUGUCCCGCAACGGCCGCUACGACUUGCUCGAGGUCUGCACGCCUCCGAAGUCUCGUCUCUCCCAGGCGGUGAUCGACCUAGGUGGGGCCGCCUUCCGAGCUGGGGUACACAACGGGUUCGACAUGGCGACGAAGACUGGAGUGCGACGGCUUGCUCUGUGGAUUCGUCAACAUCGGCCUCGACGCAUCGUCGUGAGUCCUCCGUGCACCGCGGACUGCCAACUCCAGAACUGGAACCAGAAGACCCCAGAGGACCGCGAACGUCUACGUAAAAAGGUGCAACAGGCUCGUCGGAUACAAGCUGGGUGCGAGACCAUCAUGUCGGUCGGGCUCCAAUUCCGUGGGGCCGAGAUCGACCUGGAGCAGCCGCAGAGAUCUCAUAGCUGGGGACGUUCGGAGGCACUGAAGCGCAUCAGGGAGCAGACCUACGAGACGCUGGUGGCCGGCUGUGCUUACGGCCUCCGCUGCCCCCGUAGCGGCCUCCUCUUGCCCAAGGUUUGGAGGAUCUGCUCUACCGACCCCGAGCUGCAGAAGGCUAUCGGCAAGCGCUGCAGUAAUCGCCCUGGUCGGCAUGACAACCACGAGCAUGGUGAGAUCAUCGGGGGGGAGGUGGUAGCGGCCACAGCGUUCUACCCCGAGGCGUUGUGCAAGGCCUGGGCGAAGCGCACUCUGCGUGCCGGAGGUGGUGCUACAGCAGGAACCUCAGCCCUCUUGGCGACGCGCCAGGACACUGACGACGGCAUCUUCGAGGGCAUCGACGAAGACGGCGACCAGGAGAUGGAGGACCAGCAGGCGUCAGACGAGGAGCUCGACGAGGACGACCUCAGGGAGCUCUCCAAGGACGGCGGCGCGCUGAGCACCAAGGAGGCCCGGGAGAUAGAGCACCGCCUCAGCCGACUUCAUCGCAAUCUGGGCCACCCCAACGUCCGCACCAUGUUCAAGAUUCUCAAGAACUCGGGCGCGAGCAUCCUGGUUCUGAAGAUGGUCAAGAAGUUUAAGUGCCAUGCCUGCGACUCCUCGGUGCUGCCGAAUGCCGUCAGAACAGCUGCUGGCAUCGACAUUCCCGAGGCCUUCGAGGUGAUGGGGAGUGACGGCCUCGAGUGGACCGACCCUGUUGACGACGCGACCUACCUGUUCACGCUGAACCUUGACGAGGGGUCUGGACUCACGCAGAGAUCUUCAACCAUGGCGCACUGGCUAAUGGGCAAGGUUGAGCGCAGGAUCCAGCUGUUCAAGCGGACUCUCACUAAGCUCAGGAAACAGAAUCACGACUGCGACAUCGACGAGGCCAUCAGCCAGGUCACGCAUGCGAUCAACGAUCUUGACAAGGUCGGGAACCAUUCGCCCUUCGUACACGCCUUUGGUACUGGAGGCCAUCGGGGCUCGGGCAAUCCCUUUGCCAUCGUGGACGACAGCAACGGAGAGUCCCGGGAGCCGAGGCGACUUCUGGCACGUCAGAGCUUCAUCGAGGUGGAGUACUCAGCCGAGCGAAUGAUCGUGGAGCUUAACAACAUGGAGGGACGCGGGGCUACCAUGUCCGACUUGAUGGAGGUCGCCCGCCGCGGAACGUUCGAGGACCUCACCCACGAGAGCCGACUGCACAUCCAGAACUUCGAACCGCAGGCGAUCCAGCCGUCCGAGUCACCCGAGGACAACGAUGAGGAGCUCUUCUCUCGGAUCACCUUCGACGGGAACCGGGGCGGCACCGACUUCGAGCUGAUCGACGAGAACAUGACGGUCUACUUCGAGAUGGUCAAGUCCGAACUGGCGGACAGCCAGGGCGGACAUCGUCUCACUUCUCAGAUGCUGGACUGCUCCGUUGCCAACCAGAAGCGGAAGGAUAAGAUCGAGUUUCAUUGGGGAAAGCUUUCCCCCUCCGAGAAGGCUGAGUUCCGCAAUGCCAUGCCGAAGGAGGUCGCCAACUGGAAGCAGUGCAAAGGUCUCCGUCGUGUACCCGUUUCCGAGGUAAAGGACCCUGCGGACGUGAUCAGGUGCCGCUGGGUGCUGACGCGCAAGAGCGAUGGGGCCGCGAAGGCGCGCCUCGUCCUCCUCGGCUACCAGACCAAGGACAUCGGACAGGAGCCGGCCGCUUCACCAACGGCCUCGCGACGCGCUCGGAAUCUACUCCUCACGGUCGCGGCCGCCAACUCCUGGACCAUCGUCAAGGGCGACGUGACCAGCGCGUUCCUGCAGGCGAACGACCUGAAGAAGGACCUCUUCGUGGAAGCCGACGAGGCGCUAUCUGCUGAGUUUGGCGUUCAACCUGGUCAAGUGCUACGCGUGGUGAAGCCGGGCUACGGCAUCGGCGAGGCUCCUCGCAAAUGGUGGCAGACGGUGCAGCAGGACUUCGCCAAGCUGGGAUUGCAGGCGUGCGAUCUCGAACCAUGCCUGUGGAGUCUACGCUGUCCUGGGACCAAGGCGCUGCUGGGGCUCAUCAUGUGCCACGUGGACAUGGACGACGGGAUCGACUCCAUCGAGCAGUGCGGCGCGACGAUCGUGAAGAACGAGAAGGGUUUCUUCCAGCACCAGCAGGGCUACAUUGACAAGCUGAAGGAGAUCUUCCCGAAGUACCCGAAGGCCAAGAGCAGCGACCGAUUGACCGAGGCAUGCGACUUCACUGUCUUGGACUGGGGAUCUCGCAAGCUCAAGCGGGUUGCCAGGUCCAGCCUGUCCGCGGAGAGCCAGGAGGCCAGCGACGCGGAGGGCGAGCAGAUGAUGGUUCGCCUGGUGCUCUACGAGGUGCUCGUCGGUUCGGUCGACCUCCGUAAUCGUGCUGCUGCUCUGCAUCACAUUCCAGGAGCUCUCGUGGCGGACUGCAAGGCGUUCUACGAUGGUGUGGUGAAGUCUGAGUCGGCCGGCUUGGGCCUCGAUGAAAGGAGGACGGCCAUAGAGGCGCUCGCCUUGCGCCGGGCCCUCGAGGAGGGCGAGGCGAUCGUGCGCUGGGUGCAUUGCCAUGCGCAGCUGGCCGAUGGCAUGACCAAAGCCAGCCAGCAGGCUUUCAACGUGCUCCACGCUUUCCUGAAGAGUCAGCGCUGGAAGAUCGUUCACGACGAGAGGUUCCUUUCGGCUCGCAAACGGUCUGCCCUUGGUAAAGGGAUCUUCGACGAGACGACUGAGACCGACCGCAGCGAGGCCAGGAAUAUCCUGGAAGGCAGGAGGCGGGUCCAGCCCCCUUCUAGCGACGUGGCCACGGCAGGUGCCACGCGCUCCGAGCUCGAGCAGCCCGGCGAGGCGCCGGAGGACGAGGCCCGGCGAGGCAGGGCGGCGAGGCCGGAGGGCGAGGACGACGCCAGCCUGACGGAGGCCGAGCAGGAGGCGAGGCAGAAGUACGGCCUCCUCGGGAUCCUGAAGGUCAUCAGGAUGACCGACCCGGACCUGAACACGCUGGCGCUCGGGAUGGACCUUACAGGCAUGGGGCUCGACUUGAACUCCCCGAUGGACCUGCACGCCAGGUUCGGCUCCCCGUGGACGAGCGCACCCGCGCGGACCGAGCCCGAGUUCCACCUGCCCCCGUCCUACUACAUAAACCCCCCGGCGCUGAAGACGGCCU